UGUGUGAUCAGUGUGUACAUCUGUACUGUGUAUAGUGUGUUGUGUGAUCAUUGUGUACAUCUGUACUGUGUAUAGUGUGUUGUGUGAUCAUUGUGUACAUCUGUACUGUGUAUAGUGUGUUGUGUGAAUCUGGUGUGUGUAUUGUUAAUAAGAAUGGAACUGGUUGAGAAAUACAUUAAGAAAUAUGCCUCUGUCACAUUUAUUACAUGUGCAGAAGAUCCAUUGACACGUCAGUUUUAUAAUGUAAUUAAACAAUGUGAAAAGCACAAUAAUGAACUAAGUAGAAAACUGUUUCAGAAAGACAUAGAAAAAAGAGAGCUAUGUAAUUUACUGAGUAUGUUUCUAAGAAUAAAAGAGAUUGCUGAACAGAAAGAGUUGGAAUGGAAGGCAGAAAGAACUGAUAUCAUAGAACAGCUGGAUAAACUUGGUCAAUCUAUUAUGGCUGUUGCUAGUCACUCUGAAAAGAGAUGUGAGUGUGAUACACUGAGUGAAGAGAUAGACAAACUUACUAAACUGAAUGCUGAGCUACAAGAGAGGCUUAAUGAAUGUGAAGUGAGGUGUGGCAUGGGAGAACAAUUAGUAAUAUGUAUGGAACAAAAGGAAAUGCAGAGAGAGAAUGUUAUUGCAUCACUUAAGGCAGAUUUAUGGGAGUCUGAAUCACAGCUUUUAAAUAAGGAACAACGUAUCUUGUCUCUUAAAGCACAGGGGAUACAAGACAAAUGCAACUGUUACAGGAGUAGUCUAGCACAUGUGUGUCCUUUAGAAGUAGAUGGUAAUGAAAGUCAAACUAUAGAACUAGAUGGACAAACCCCUAACAUUCCUGACAGUUCUUUGUUAACUUUAAACCAGGUCCCCUCUACUCUAACUCCUCAAAAAGAAUGCAGACAAAGUAACCCUCAAUUACAGACUAAAGUAAAUAAUCAUAGUAACUCUGCCCCCCUUACAAUACAAGACCGUAAUAAUUUGUGCCAUAUUUUAGGUCACUUUGAUACCUCCACACCACCUGUAAUCAUUUCUAAUAAGUUAGAAGCUGUUAUUACUCAGUAUAAUUUAGGCAACAGAGAUGCCUGCGCUUUGCUUCGGGCCUGGUUGCCAUCACAAGUAGCUGCACAGCUAAGGGCACCAGUAGGCACCCAUAAAGGAAUGUCUCCUGAUAUUGAUGCAAACUGGGGAAAUUCAGGGGACAGAUUAAAGGAAUUACAGUAUGUUAUGUGUUGUCGUGAUGCCAGAGGUACCAGUGCCAUAGCAAAUGCAAGUUUAAAGGAAGGAGAUGACCCGAUUUUGUUUUGCACUGAGUACCUUGCACUGUAUAAGAUAACUUAUGACUGCCCUAACAUGUCCCCAGAUGAUGCAGAUUUUCUGUAUUCUAUGGCAAAUAAAUGCACACUAAUUGACUGUAGUACAAGAAUCACUCUUAGAAAUGCCAGCUCCUAUACCAACUUUGUUAACAUACUUAAAGACUGGUUUAAAGACUCAAAGCAUAAGAAUGCUACUCAUAAUAAUAUAUCUAUGCCAACUGAGAGUCAGGGAAAGCAGAGAUUUUUGAGACGCUGUUUUAAAUGUGGAAAGUUUGGGCACAUCAUGAGGGAAUGUGUGACAUCAAUGAGAGAUAUCAGGGAUAAAAAUUACUUUAGGAGGCAGAACAAAAUAUCAUAUUUAAGUAAGGAAGGAAAAUACAGUGCUAUAUUUGAAGGUGAAAAGGAACAGAAUAUAUCUUCUUUAACAAAGAAAGAAAUAAUAGAAGUGCGGUAUGCAGUCAUACUGGAAAAUGCAUUUGAAGUACAAUAUGACACAUACAUUGUGUGUGAAAGGGGAGCAAUGAUUAUUUCAAGAGUUUACGAUAAGCUGCCUAUGACUUCAGGUCUCAGUCGCAGCAAUGCUGUUAUCUGCAGUGGGAAAGCAAUGCCUUUGAGGUAUGCUCAGCCUUUGUUGAGAAAAUUCUACUGCGAUAAAUAA
Molecule: messenger RNA, 1956 nt
Organism: Bombina bombina (fire-bellied toad)
Lineage: Eukaryota; Metazoa; Chordata; Amphibia; Anura; Bombinatoridae
Product: posterior protein-like
Exons: 2
Coding region: 154-1956 (600 amino acids)
Molecular function (GO): nucleic acid binding; zinc ion binding
Source: RefSeq, a predicted model, not a curated record